AUGACUAAUAAAAUCUACAACGCAGGAUAUGAAGAACAUGCGACACAUACCGUCAUUGGAGAGAUAAUAAAAACAAGAUUUGCUGGCCAAGGUAGUGGACCACGUCCAAAUGAGAUUAUUCAACUAAUGCUAGGAGAUCACGAUGUUAGGAUAUCUUAUUGGAAAGCAUGGCGGUCUCGUGAAGUUGCACUCGACUAUGCAAAAGGCUCAUGUGCAACAUCAUAUACAAUGCUUCCUGAUUAUCUCCAGCGCCUAGUACUUGCAAAUCCAGGGACUUUAGCCGAAAUCCAUACAAUUUACGAUGCUGGAGUUGGUCAUAGGUUCAAGUACAUGUUUCUUGCUCUUGGUGCAAGUAUCGAUGGAUUCAAGCAUAUGCGUAAUGUAAUUAUCAUUGAUGGAGCUCAUUUGAAAGGGAAAUAUGCUGGUUGCCUACUCACCGCUUCAGCUCAGGAUUGUAAUUACCAGGUUUUUCCUACGGUGGGAAUUGUUGACGGAGAAAAUGGCAAUGUGUGGGAGUGGUUUCUAAAAAUGCUAUUGCAAUUCAUUCCAAAUGAAGACAAUGUUGUAUUUGUAUCGGACAGACACUCUUCCAUUUACAAUGCAAUAUCAAAGGUGUAUCCAGAAGCAAAGCAUUGUGCAUGUAUCUUACAUCUGAAAUGCAACAUCCAAACGUAUUUCAAAAACAAACAUCUCGGUUACUUGGUGGGCAAGGUGGCGAGGGCAUUUCAACUCAGUGAAUUUUACACAACGUUCAAUGAAAUAAAGAACAUCAAUGCUUCAUGUGCUGAAUACCUAUUAGAUAUUGGUUUAGAGCACUGGGCCCGGUCACAUUUCUCUGGAAAUCGCUACAACCUCAUGCCAAGCAAAGUAGCAGAGACAUGGAAUUCUAUUCUUCGAAAUGCAAGAGAGUAUCCGAUCAUGGAUUUAGUCGAGUACAUCCGAUCAAAACUGAUGAAAUGGUUUGCACAAAGACGUGAUGUAACACAAUAUCCCAAUGGUAAGUUAACUCCACGUGUGAAAGGGAUUGUUGAAGAAAACUUCAAGGAAGAGACAUUUGUGUAG
This is a messenger RNA of Brassica oleracea var. oleracea, 1062 nucleotides long. RefSeq lists its product as uncharacterized. The transcript has 2 exons. Lineage: Eukaryota; Viridiplantae; Streptophyta; Magnoliopsida; Brassicales; Brassicaceae. The record is from RefSeq and is a predicted model, not a curated record. The coding region runs from base 1 to 1062 and encodes 353 amino acids.